AUGAGAGAUGAGCAGUGCGUCAUACCCUAUCACCUGGAGGGGUGAGAGCUGAUAAAUUGAAUGACCAAUUCAGCAACCUGUAGCUGUAGGGAAAGAAUAAAAAUAGUCUCUUAGCCUAGCAGUCAGCAGCACCAACCAAAAGCAAUUAAGUCUCCCUGCCGGUCUUCCAGUGCGCUCAAGGUCCGCCCGCCCACACCAUAUGAAGUGUCAAUUCAACCCCUCUUUGGGUCUACAUAUUAGACUCCUUCAUCUCAUCCUUAUUAAUGCAUUCCCAUUCAUUAUCUCUGCCAUAGACAUACAAACACAGACAUGGCUGUCUCUGUGCACUACUUCUUUCUCAUUCUUCCCACUCUCCUCCUCCUCCUCCUCCCAUUCAAGGCCACCUCUACCACUUCACACCAUCACCAUCACCAUCACCACCACCACCACCACCACCACCACGACGGCGGCAAGCUCAAAUCCCUCCACUUCACCCUCUUUCAACAGGAAACCGUCAACAAAACGGGGUACAUAAUAGUGACGGGGGUGGCCGGACCAAGCGUCGGCCAAACCACAACCCCUUUUGGCACCUUGUUCGCCUUCCAGGAUCCCCUGACCACCAAGCCCAACAUAUCUUCCAAAAUUGUAGGGACUGCACAGGGAACUACCGUCACCUCGAGCCUUGAUGGGCUUGAGAACAUUUCAGUCGCCAAGAUUAGCCUGAGCGUGAAGGGUCACAAAGGGUCCAUCUCCGUCGUCGGAGGCACACAUAACAUCAAGCCUUCCGAUCAUCCGCUGGUGGGAGGCACCGGCGACUUCAUGUUUGUUCAGGGCUACGUGACGUCGUCUCCGGUAGAUCUCAAGGGCCUCACUGUGGUCUACAAGAUUGAAUUCCACCUUUACUGGCCUCCAUAUGCUACUCAAUUUUCUUCUGCAUCCUAAGAACGCAUCAACUUCUCUUUUUUUAAGGGAAGUCCCAAGUUUCAAUUUGUGGACAUUUAGCUUUUUUUUGGCUUUUGGGGUAUGCUGAUCUUUGUUAAAUUUUAUUUUAAGAUCCGCCAUCUAGCUAUUGUGGUUGCGCUAGUUUAUAUUUUCGUCUGUGCUUUGAAUAAAGAAUUUUGUGUUUUUUAA
This is a messenger RNA of Malania oleifera, 1110 nucleotides long. RefSeq names its product dirigent protein 19-like. The transcript has a single exon. Lineage: Eukaryota; Viridiplantae; Streptophyta; Magnoliopsida; Santalales; Ximeniaceae. The coding region runs from base 310 to 921 and encodes 203 amino acids. The record is from RefSeq and is a predicted model, not a curated record.